Fukomys damarensis (Damara mole-rat) is the source of this 2136-nucleotide messenger RNA. It is a transcript of the gene Baiap2l1, whose product is annotated as BAR/IMD domain containing adaptor protein 2 like 1. The record is from RefSeq and is a predicted model, not a curated record. Gene Ontology annotation, cellular component: cytosol; nucleoplasm. Bases 16 to 1506 code for a protein of 496 amino acids. Gene Ontology annotation, molecular function: protein binding. NCBI's taxonomy places the organism in Eukaryota, Metazoa, Chordata, Mammalia, Rodentia, Bathyergidae. Gene Ontology annotation, biological process: actin filament bundle assembly; actin crosslink formation; plasma membrane organization. The transcript is spliced from 14 exons.
CUCAGACCCUUGCGGAUGAAGAAUGUUAUGGAACAGUUCAAUCCUGGGCUACGAAAUUUAAUAAACCUAGGAAAAAAUUAUGAAAAAGCUGUUAAUGCUAUGAUCAUGGCAGGAAAAGCCUACUACGAUGGAGUGGCCAAGAUCGGGGAGAUGGCCUCUGGGUCCCCUGUGUCAACUGAGCUGGGCCAUGUCCUCAUAGAGAUUUCAAGUACCCACAAGAAACUCAAUGAGACCCUUGAUGAAAAUUUCAGAAAAUUCCAUACGGAGAUCAUCCAUGAGCUGGAGAAGAAAACAGAACUUGAUGUAAAAUAUAUGCAUGCAACUCUUAAAAGAUACCAGGCAGAACACAGGAGCAAAUUAGAUUCUUUGGAGAAAUCUCAAGCCGAGUUGAAGAAGAUCAGAAGGAAAAGUCAAGGAGGACGAAAUGCACUAAAAUAUGAACACAAAGAAAUUGAGUAUGUGGAGACCGUUACUUCUCGCCAGAGUGAAAUCCAGAAAUUCAUUGCAGAUGGUUGCAAAGAAGCUCUGCUAGAAGAGAAAAGGCGCUUCUGCUUUCUCGUGGACAAACACUGUGGUUUUGCAAAUCACAUACACCGUUAUCACUUGCAGUCAGCAGAAUUACUUAAUUCCAAGCUGCCCAGGUGGCAGGAAACCUGUUGUGAUGCCACCAAAGUGCCAGAGAAAGUCAUAAGUAUGAUAGAAGAAAUAAGGACUCCAGUCUCUACUCCAGUAUCCGGGACACCUCAGCCAUCACCUAUGAUCGACAGAAACAAUGUGGUGGAGAAAGAUUACAACACUCUUUCUGAAUAUCCACCAAAGAUACUUCCAGCUUUGCCUUCAGCCAAAGAAUAUACCAGUCCUUUGAUUGAUAUGUUCAAUAACCCAGCAACAGUUACACAGAAUUCAGAAAAGAUAAAUAAUUCAAAAGACACUUUGGAAGAUGCCAAUUUGCAGCGAUCAGUUUCAGUUUCAACUGGACUGAACAUGAUGAAGAAGCAGAAAGUCAAAACCAUCUUCCCACACACCGCCGGCACCAACAAGACUUUACUCAGCUUUGCGCAGGGCGAUGUCAUCACGCUGCUCAUCCCGGAGGAGAAGGACGGCUGGCUGUACGGGGAGCACGAUACCACCAAAGCGAGGGGUUGGUUCCCGUCGUCGUAUACAAAGUUGCUGGAAGAAAAUGCGAAGGAACCAGUGACUAUACCCACACCAAGCCCUGCCCCAGUGAGAAGCAUCAGCACCGUGGACCUGUCUGAGAAGAGCAGUGUCGUCAUCCCCCCGCCUGACUACCUAGAGUGUCUGUCCACGGGCACUGCUGCCAACAAGCAAGCGGAUGUUGCCAAAAACACUUCUACCUUCAGAGCCUCGGCAUCCAGACCGGAAGUCAUAACUCCUAGUGAUGCAAAUGGGACCGCCAAGCCGCCUUUCCUCAGUGGGGAAAACCCCUUUGCUACUGUGAAACUGCGACCCACGGUGACAAAUGAUCGAUCAGCACCAAUCAUUUGAUGAAGAUGUUAAGGAUUCCGGUUCCUCUACUGUUCAGAUCUUGCCUGCAAAAUGAUAGAUAGCCAUUGUGUGACAAGUUCUGGGAUAGUAGGAAGCUUCACUAGAAGUUGCCUGAUUUUCAAUGUAUCCUACUUGAGCAAAUCAAUGAAUUUUUUCAGUUUAACAUAGUUGGGCUUACACACUUCUGUCUUUAAGAUAAAUAUUAGUUUAGUGGGCAGCUCAAUCAUUUAUUUUCUUCCUCUCUCUAAAAAUAGUAAAUUUGGUUCCAAUCCCUAAUGUAUAUUUUUAAUACCUAUGUUUUGUUUUUUUUUUUUUUUAAUUUGCAGCCAGAAUAAGUGAUAGACUGUGCUUUCAUGACUGGCUUUCUGCAUCUGAACACAAAUGAAACCAGUUAUAUUUUAUAAAGCAUGUGCUCUUAAGUAGCAUUAUGUUUAUCUAAAGAUUGUGUAAGUUUGCAUCUUAGCAUGCAAAUCAUAGUUUUAAGCAAUAUAAAUUAUUAAAAAAUUCAUUAAAUAUAAUUUUUUAACUUACAAGUUUUAAACUCUUGAUUAAACAUAGAGCUCCCUUGGGCCAGGAAUUUAGCUCAAUGGUGCCGACACCUGAGUUUGAUCCAGUACCCAAAAAAAAAAA